GCAGAAAGCACACACCUCACACACACGCACACACACACACAGACACACACUCAUACUAGUGUAGGAGGAAGAGGUGGCUGCGGAGCUGAAAGGCUCCUCUGGGACUCAGAUCCAGUCUGACAUGACGAGGAAUUAGAGAAGAGAGGACCAUUACAGAGGCUCAGAGGAAACCCUCAGACCACAGCAGAUGGAUUAUAAUCUGAACCACGGACAAACUGUGAAGCAUUUCUCUGCAACAAGGACUUUUUAAUGAGUGUGAGAGCCUCAGCGGUGAGUUAGUGAGACUUUACAGCCUAUAGAUCUCUGUUUCUGUGUCGAUCACAGAAGUCUUCCUGUGUGUGUGUUGUUCUUACGUGGAUCGAAGGUAGAUUAUUUAUCUCCUGUAGGGACAAUAAUCCUCAGUGUUUGAUCCGUUUUUAUUGUUUUUUUGCAAUGAUGUUUCUUCAGGACUCUAGCAGAAGGAAACAGUUUGCUCUGACACGAUAAUUGACAUCUUGUCGGUUAAAUACUUCCUGACUUUUACAAACCGGGUAUUGAACACAGUAACCCGGGAGGGGGGACAGCUGACUGUACAGGCACCAUGAUCAGCUCGGAGGGCCUGAGGCCGGCCACGACCGGCAGAAAGCCCCUGGGUAAGCUCGCCACCCGGCUGGAGGAGGUAAAGAACCCGUGGCGACAGGGCUCCACGCUGGAGCUGAGCCACAACGAGGCGGCCCGCCUGGCCACGGACGCGCUGCUGGAGCACGGAGAGAAGGAGUACCGCAGGGUGCUGGCAGAGGAGCGGGAGCUCAACUUUCUGUCCCCGCUGGAGAUCCGGUACAUCACAAAGCAUGCGGCCAAAGCCUUCGGCUCCGAGAGCAACGGAGUCGGUCCCAAUGACCGGGACUUCGGAGACGGGGAUGCCGUAUCCGAGCUCACCUCCGGGACUUACUUCCCCAUGAUGUCCGACGAGGAGCCACCGAUGCUGGAGCUCGGCUGGCCGGAAUCCCCGGCGAGAUACGGACCAUCAGAGACGCAGAUCUACUUCCAGAGGGACAAGUCCCACAACGUGAAAGACCUGAUCAGGUCCCUGAUCAACAAAGCCAAAAAGGUAAGAGAGCUUCAACAGGUCUAUUAUGUGAACGAAGUGCGUUUAAAAAGUAUAAAACUAAAGCAGAGGGAUUAUUUUCAUGAUCCACGUUCAGUCAGGAGGUUCUUGGUCAUUAAAACAAGUGGUAUCAUCUUACAUUUGAGGACUUCAGUGUGACCCCCAAUGAGUAUUUGAUCAUCAUAUGUAGGCUAUUCAUUUUCUAUUGAAUGUUUUGGCAUGCUUCAUAUUGGCAGUGCAAAUGAAACUUACUCUAAGCACAUACACUGCUCUUUUGUUCCUCUGUACAUGAUGUCAAAACUUUUUCCAGUGCCCAGGGUUUAUUUAAGGCAGCUUGAACUUUAUGUUAAAAAAAAAAAAAAAUACACACUGGGAUGAUUGUUUGUAUUCCAAAUGCAAUGACUGGAAUAAGGGCUGAAGAAUAAAAUAUCCCACUCAGGUUAAAGUACAGGUACUUUCUGUCUGUUAUCUACUCAGGUAAAAGCAAAAAAUACUCAUAUAUUAAAAAAAGGUUCCUGGUGUACUGAGUCCUUACUUUUAUGCCAUGGUGGAGGGGGAAGUAAGAUAUGUUCCACCAAAUUACAAGAAGAUUGGAAGUAGUUUGGACCCUGCACCUAUUCAGAUUGAAGUAACUGAAUAUUUUUGCAAUAUUUUUGUCAGUGUUGCACUUUGUUGACAGUUCCUGCAUGCUCAACUCAAAAUAAUGAGGAAAGAAAGACUUCAUUGACUGUAGAAAGUGAAAAUAGUUGCAAAUGUGGCAUAGCUUUUUGAAGCUAUUUUGAGUUCUUACCUUCUGGCUUGUAAUACCUUGAAAUGUGAUUUGUAGUUUGACUUGUCAGGUCAGUGGAGUUCAAAUUAACGAUUAUGAUGAAACAUUUUGACUAUAGUUAUUUUAGAAGAGUUGAGUCCGUCCUGUGUGUGAAGUGAUUUCUGCUUGGUUUGACUUUGUUGCAUCGUCGGAUUGUAACUCUGCAGAGUGUUCAUAAUGUACAGCUUGUUUAUGUACUGUAGGGGGAAGGCGCUCUGUACUCAUGUUAAAUAUUAGUUUAAAACACGGACAUGAAAAUAUGAGAUAUUUUUAGUCAUUUACUCUUCCUCAUAACCAGUCAUGAUCCAGUAUUUAAAGUGUUAGCCUCCAGCGCACAAACACUCAACUUAAACAUUUGUCAUUCAUGCAGCACUUUUCUGCGUAAAUGUUUAACAGAAUAUCAGCAGUCUAAUAUUUACAGAGAAGAUAUGCAAUACAAGCACGCAAGCAAUUCAAAUAAUUUGAAUACAAUAAAACCGUCAAUAACUAAAAAUAGUUCAUUUUAAUGCCUGAAACCUGGGGGUAGAUGUUUGCCAAGCAGUUGGAGAAACAGCCUUUUUUCCCAUUUUUCAUAUAAGAUAUUCACAAUAAAAGUCAGAAUGAUGAGAUGAGAUGAGGGCACAGCUUAAGCACAGAGUACAAGAUAAGCAAUGAUGCUUUUGUCCACAGGGGCGCCAAAAUUGACACAAUCUAACAGACAAAGAAAAACCCCUGAAGUCUCUCACAGGAACUUAAAGCUGAGUAAAAACAAACAAACAGACAAACAAACAAAAAAACAGUGGAAGUGAUGAACAUGGAUGAACAAAGGGUCACAGAGUUUGCUUAUAAUCAGCAUCAUUGGUGUGCAGAGUGUAGUUAAGACUUGCAAAGCUAGCACCAACAGCCUGCAGGUUCACAUUCACAAGCCUGUGCAGAUGACACAUUUCUCCAGUUCAUUUAACCAGACAAAGCCGGUAGACAUGCUGUGUCAUCACAAUUUUUGAUCAAAAACUGACCAACAUAAAAAAGUUCCUACAGCAGUGAAAUGUCCGUAACGUCAAGUCUGCGUACUGUCCUUCCAAGAGAAUAGACAGAUUCCCCGGCCGGCAUACAGCUAUGCUCACAACUGUAACUCCAGCAUGACAACAAACACACGUCUGGGCAAAAUAGAGGAUCGGUUUGAGGUCACAGGGUAACUAUUUGUGCAGCUCACUCAGGUCCAUUUUGUUUGUGUCCCACUUCCAGAACCAUGGCAGAGUACCAAAGGCAGAUAUUUACUCAGCACACACACACAGAAAACACACAGCUGAACGUGAGGAUGUGUUUACAGAUAACAUGUGACAGAAACACAAAACUCGAGCUGCCUUUAAAUCUGGGCCUUCGUAGUUUAAUAUUUUGGGGUGUAAAAGAUAAUAAGUUCAAGAACUUUGGUGAAUUUUAUAGGUAACUCUAUUCUGAUGCAGAAAGGUAAAUAACAGGAAAAUUAUAUUGAGGUUAUAACGUUAUAAUGGAGUCUGUGAGGAAAGUGAGUUCAUGGCUGGUGUUUUCUAAAGAAGUAUCUUCCCACUCGACAAGGAGGUCCACAUCUGAAGCAAUAUUUUUAUUAUCCUGACUCUUAACAACCAGAGACUGUUUCAGAAGACCUGUUUUUGAUGGAGAGCAGCCGCAACCAUGACAGACAGUUUUGUGGCUGCAGGCUGAAAUGAUGUGUUAAUGGAUUGAGCAAUUAAGACACUUUUUUGCCACUUAGUCACCAGCCAAAUGCAUGUAAAAACAGAGCCCAGGCUGACACGUGUCGGGGGGAGGGAUCAUAAAGAACCUGUAAGUUAGAGGGAGCAAAAACAUCAUCAUGAGUGUGUUCUGAAAAACAACAUGACAGAGACACUGCUCACCCUCAGACGGGUGUUUGUUUUUUUCCCUCCUCUCUACCUGAGUGCAUUAACUUCUUCCCAGGUGGUUUCCGCUUGGUUUGCUUACAAACAAAUGCAGCAGGCCAGAAUCUGCCCGCCGCCCAGCCUACUGUCAUGUUUGAUCAGCUCUUAUCUGGUCUGAGCGCCCCGGCUGACGGCAUGCGGCCUGCUCUGUCACUCAUUGAACAAAUUGACCUCAGCUUAGUGAUCAGACAGAGUUUGACCCUCUAAUCAGCGACUUUUUGAUUAGAGGUUUCUAGGAUUGACCGAAAAUGAGACAAAGACCUUCAGUUCUUAUCAGCACGGACUGAAACGGACACAAACGCUUCCACACUGUCUCAGAUGUGGUGUUACUAGUUUGUGUUUAUUAUGAGUGUCUUUCAGGUUUUGUGACUCUGUGAGUCUUUUUGGUAUCUGAGUCCUCCCAAACAUUUUGUGUCUCUUUAUGGUCCCUUUUGUGCACCAGGAAACGGAACAAAACAAAGUCAAACUUGGCAGGGUUUUAGCUCUAGUGAAUGGUUCCUCAUAUCUACGUCAUCGUAAAGCGCAGCUCAGUCAGUCAGUAAUUUGAUCUAAAACAUGGAGAUAAAGCCGUAUACAGGUUGUGUCUGCUUGAACUGGCAUAUAAUCACUAGACUGAGGCAACAUGUAACCAUCACAGACAUGUGGAAGUUCACCUGCAGGCUGCUGGUGUUAGCUCUGCUAAGGUUAGCCAGCCUCUACAAACCAAUCUGACAUUUAUUAAAGGUCAUUUGUUGCUGCUUGUUCUCAAGUGGCAACUUAUUUUGUUUUCAGUGGUUUGUUUUCCAGUUGUGUUGUUACUUGUGUUUGUUUUUUUAUUAGUUUCAGUUUGUGGUCUCAUUUUGCAACUUACUGCAUUCUCUGCAGAUUGUGUCACUUGUUUUUUUCACCUUUGUGGUUAUUGUUGCUGUGAUGUUUGUGUGGCGGUGGUUUCUGGUAAAUUGGGGCUUCUUUAUUGUCGUUUACUCUGUCAUCAUAUGACAACCUCCUUUUCUUGCUGUCAAUAUUAUUAUUUAUUUAUUUAUUUUUUAAACUCCUACCACAUCACAUUACUGAGCACCUUAAUUUGUUUGUUGAUUUAUCAUCCCAUCUGUAUAUUUCACAUUUCAUAUUUAUUACUCAUUUCAUAUUUAUUAGUCAUUUCAAUAGCUCACGUUCUUCAUAUCUCACUUUUUUCUCUUAAGAUGUUUAGUAUAUUUAGUCUGUAUUUAUUGUAAAUACUUAGUAUUUUUAGUCUGUAUUGUACUUACUUCUUAUAUUUAUUUUAUCUUGUAUUUUUUUGCUGCUGUAACAUGUGAAUUUCCAUGUUUGGUAUCUAUCUAUCUAUCUGUAAAGUAAAAAUACCUCUCUUUUGCUAUUUAGCAUCUUAUUUUUGUGUGUAUCUAGUAUCUGUGUAAGUCUGUAGUCAUUUGAGUGACUGUCCCACACUAACGAUGCAGAUCACAACCAGAACAGAUGUUAAGUUUAUAAUCCAAGAGCUUUUUAGAGGAGGAAAGAUACAUUUAUUAACAAUAAUCAGCUCUGUCAUCUAUAAAAUAUGAAUAAAUGUAUGAGUGUGACUUUAUAAAUCAGAGUAUUUUAAAGAGAGUUGGCAGAUUGUCUCAUGAUCACUUCACAAACCACAUCACAGCUAAAUAAGAGCUGCUUUUAUUGGCAGACAGUCCAGCACACGUUGCAUGAGUCACUCUCACAGACACUUCCUUGUUCUGUAUGUGUAAAUAGACUCGUUAGAAAUGCGCAACUCUCAAGUCUGCUACUGAUGAUAUAAAACAGUGAGAGAAUUCAAACCCCUGCAUGAAAUACCCUCUAAAACAGAAACGCACAGAAUCCUAGAAGCGGGUUUCUCGAUGCACGACAAAAAAAAAAACGUUGACCUCUUUCUCACGUGUUUGUGCUGAGUCAGCGGGUUUCAGAUCAAAUGACGCUCCGGUUACAGCGAUACAGAUGAUAAAGAGCUGCAGUUAGAGCUGCGCGUUUGUUACUUUCUCUCAGCAUGAGAUCACACCGUACUGUUCAGCUUUACACUUUGUGUUUGAACUUUACGAUGAAGUUGUGAUUCCAGUGCAGUGAAGGAGUCCCAACGGUCUUUAUCGUGGAAAAAUGACAUCAACAAAAAUGACUGUUAGUCUGCAAACAGUGUUUGAGAACUGACAUGCAGCCACUCAGUAUUUCCUCAAACCAGUUUUCUUUUUUUAACGGUCAUGAGAAAAAAUCAAUACAAAAGUGUUUACUGUGAGGCUUUCAGUCAUUUUCAUCCUGUGUUUCAUUUGCAGGCAUCUCUCCGUACGCGCCUGUGGGCAGGAACAUGUCAGUACAUGUGUGUGUUUGCACGGAGUGGUGUAAAGUCAAACACAGGCCUCGUGUGUGUGUGUGUGAAUAUUCAUCUUACAUAACGUGUUCCAUACAGAGGACACUUUGUUAUCUUUCUUUAUAAGUUUCACAUUUGAUGAGAAAGUUUGAGUUCAUGUGUCAAGAAAACCCGAAAGUGACCAGAGAGUAAAACAAAACAGCAGGAAAGCUAAACAGACGGGAAUGGCUGAUACCGUCCUGUAAAAUUACAGAAUAAAACAUCACAAAACAACCACUUGGCCUAUCCUUGAUCCAUGUCGACCAGGUUCAUCUAAGUGAAACAGGAUUUAAUAUGAACACAAUUAAAACUGCCCCACCUCAUAACAGCACACCUUCAGAGGUCUUUGUGGAGUUCAUGUCUCAUCAGGUCUGGGCUGUUAUGGCCUGAUGAGAAGGGAGGCCCACAAUGUCAUGCCUCAUGAGUGUUUUUCUAAAGCACACACUUGGAGGUGACAUUUGACAUUUAGGCUUUUGCUGUGUCAAACAUCCGCUACCGUUACGCCACAUAUAAGUUUUGAGAUAAUCACUUUGUAUCCUCAAAAUCAAGAUCAGGACAUCUGUGCAGGAGACCGAGAUGGGGAGGCCAGAAUAUCUGGUUCAGUUCUUUGUUUGGACCCAAUAAAGGGUGUGAUAUAAGGGUUUGCUGGGAUAUCUUUGCUUCAUCACUUUGUCUAUUUCGUAAGUGACUGAAUGUUCAGUCAAGUUUUCCAGCAUGGUGACGGCUAGGGCUGCAUGAUUACGGCAAAAAUCAUAAUCUCAGCGGUUUUGAUUGGUAUUGACAUCACUGUUAUCAAAAAUCAUUAUCCAUGAUUUGACAUCUGCAGAUGUCCCCUAGCCCUCUUGACUGGUAUACUUAAAAACAAAUGAAUGAAGUCAGUGGGUUUACAUAUUUCAUCCAUGUCUGAUACAGUUUGUGGUCGUUUGAUGGUUAAAAAAGAAAUGGUUCCCCUGUGGAAACAGUCCUAUCUUUGGCCAGGACUCGGGAACAAAUCAAACAGCAGAGCCAAAACGGACAGACUCCUCUUUAUGUCCUCUGUUUGAGCUGUUGGUGCCGCUGAUUUGAGAAUUACUGUUGUAUCACACGUUGAUACUUGAGCUUAUCGCUGAAUACCUCAUUCUGAACUUCAUCAGUUUUACCUCAGUUUACUUGUCAGGUUUUUUAAUUUAGAUUUGUGCUUUUCAUAUCAACACAAACUGUCUCACAAGAAAAAUACAAAGACAGAUAGAGCUCCAGUUUGGGUCUGACAAAAAUCAACUACUUGUAGUGUGUUGCGUGCACUCAUCUACCUGAGUAUCAGGAUGGGCUCAGGGGUUUUAAAGUUUUAGCCAAUUAAUAAAUCCGGAUUGAUCCUUCCGCUUCUUAACAAAGGAAGAAAAGAAACUAGAUCUUUGUCUUUGGCCUGCACCUAUCUUUGAUCCAGAUUAACUGUUUGGGUGAGAAAUCUAGUCUGAAACCCUCCUGAACCUUCUGCACACUCAUCUGAGCCACCCUGAUGAUUCAGUCCAAGCUCUCAGAGAGGGGUAAAGACGAAAGAACAGCUGACCAUGGAGCCGGGAACUUAGCCGGGACUGAUCUUUUGCCCUACUUUCAUGUAUUUAUUUUGUGUUGUCACCGCAGAGCAUCCCCACAACAUGGCGUUGCUCCACUUAAAUCAAUAUGUGGUUGAGAUACUGGAGCUACAAUGUUUUUAUAUUUGAAUGAACUGCUUGACUUAAGUUAGAGCUUGUAUUGCAGAUGAAAUAACAAGACUGGUGUUGACAGUUUAUGAAGUUUCAUUUCUGAACUGUUUGACCCGAAUGUUUAAGAUAAGAAGAGAGGAGAUUCACUGAGCAAUAAAGCCUCAUUUUAUUUCGUGAAUAUCAGUUAAUCAAAUAAAUUUGAUUGUAUCACAGUGAGACCAUUAACUGUCGUACAAGCAUCAAUCAGAAGCUGAAAAACAUGAACCCAAAGUUUGCAUACAACAGCCAAGUAAAUUAAUUCUUGAUUUUCAUCUGCAAAAAUAUCAACAUUCAGGAUUGAUGGCACUGUGGUUAUUUAUUUGCAGCCUGUUUUCACUGAAGCAGACAUAUUUAAUGCAGUGAGCUACAACAGUUUAGUUUCAUCAUGCACAGGCUUCUUUGACAUUUGAGCAUUUUCAAUAAACACACAGCCAAAGUCUUUAUUUAUCAGACUAAAUAAGCACAAAUAUGGAGAUCUGGAUUUAAUGGCCAUGCUUUAACACCACAUUGAUUCAUUCAGAUAGAGAUAAAGCCAGCCGUCUGCUCCGCUCAGAUUAACUGUUGCAAACUGUGUGUUAAAAAAAAAAGUAUUUGUAUUUAUUUUGGACUCAGAGGUGUACAGGUGCUGCAUCUCUACCUGUCUUGCUCUAGUUCUAAGCUUGACUGGAUGCACAUCCCCACUCUCUGCAGUGUGAUCUGUUGGAUAUGGACCACAAACUGCAGCUGGUUGCUUCUCUUAUCUUGAGUCUAGUACACGUCACAGUCACCCUUUUACACACUUUAAGUACCAACUGUCCAUUAGUCCUCACCUAAUCUUAUUCAUUACUCGUAACGUGCUCAAUGGCGAUGCCUUCAAGAGCCAAUCCACCAAUUAGAAGAUGACCUGCUCGACCACUGAACUACAGCUGUCUCCAGUAAAGCAGUCAACGCUCCCUCUGGUAUGACAUAGGUGAAUCGCAGGGAGAUAUCUGGCUGCUUCAGUUUGCAUGUCGAGACGUCUUCAUGCAAGCUAUUGUGCACAGAAACUGCCUCUCUAUGAAUAUAUAAGAGUGAAUUUUUGUGAAUGAGUAUGUUUGGCUGAUUAAAGGCGUCUCCCAACAGUGUCAAAUGUGUGUGUGUUAAAGGCUCACUAUGAGAGUGGGUUAAAGAUCCUUAAUAGUAUCCUACAGCUAGUGAUGCACGCUUCCUUUCUACUCUUCACCUGCGUCUUGAUGCGUAGUAACAUGCCCCUCAUUAAAAAGUGUUUUUAAAGUCCUAUAGUCUGAGUCAGACUAACAUCGAUCACAGAGUUGUGUGUUAUCAUUUAAAAAGCAGCUUUAGGUAAGGCAUGUAACUCUUGCAGUGUAAGGAGGAAACCCCAAACUCCUGAAAUCUUUACUGCUGUUUGUUGUGAACUGGAGGCCAACACCCGUAUGGAGGACAAAGAAGGGGAGAGCUCCUGGUAAUUUUGCCAUAAAACCUUAAAUACCAUAAACCCUCAAAUAAAGAGCAGCAACCGACCUGCAGCUUGACCCCAAUAAUGACGGGGAUCAUGACCUUUGCAAGUGAAUUAAUUUAAUUUAAUCAUUGGCUGUCUGGUUUCUUAUUUCUAAUGUGAAAUAAAGAAGGUAACUUUUUGGUGAGUUCACAAUGAUCACGCAUUGUCCUGUAUAAUUUCAGCAAUGCCAGUUUUGUAGUGAACGUCAUCACUCUUUGCAGUUUGCUCCAUUUAUUUUCAUUUUAUUCUGACUUAUGAAUUACUGAUAACUGUGUGAUCAGGACUUAGUGAUCUUAGUCCUGAUUAUUAUAAAUAUAGUAUAAUCAGUAUUACAUUAACAGACUUCUGUAUGGAUUUAUUAUUUCUGGGUCAUGCAGAGGCGAAAUCACCAGAAGUCAGUAAUACUAAAUCACAGUCAGCAAAAAUAUCACUGUGACAGUUCUUGCCUUUUUUUGCAGAGAGAGCUGGAGGUAUGAUUUGCUCCAGUUAAAUACAUUAAGAUCAUUUUAAUGUAUUCAAGAAUCAAGAUCAGACAGAGAUGCUAUUUCCUCAGUGAAGUUUGUGGAGCAUUUAACCCUUUGUGCUUUAUGAAUCACACCAUGCCUUUUUGGCUGGAGUUAGUGAAUCAGACCCUCACUUUGUGGCAAUGAAUCCUUAAAAAUCCGGGGAAGUAAGAGAAUGUACAUGCUCAGAGUACAGGUAAUUACAACAAAAUAAAACAUAAAAAAAUCACUGCCCUGUGAGAAUGGAUCCAGAGACUUAAGGCUGUAACCGUAUGAAAUAUUUGACCUCAACACUAAAACUCCAGGUGGACUUUAUUUUGAAAGAUGGGCACUGUUUUCGUUUAUCGCUCAAAGUGAGUUGUAUAUACGUAACUAACUUGUUCAAAACAUGAAUUUUGAUUUCCUCAAGAGUCUGAACGCCAUUUAUCUGUCUAUAUUCUCGUGAGGCUUCAUGAAAAUGCUCAAAACAAAAAAAAAAUUAAAACCCUCAUACCUCCCUCCUGCAGGUGAUCGCCGUGGUGAUGGACGUGUUUACAGACGUGGACCUGCUUUGUGACCUGAUGGAGGCGUCCAACAAGCGCAGAGUCCCUGUCUACAUCCUGCUGGAUGAGAAAAACCUUGACUACUUCACAGACAUGUGCUCAGCGCUCGAUAUUCAGACCUCGCAUCUCAAUGUAAGUACUAAAUACACAUAUCAUUGCUGAAGAAGGGGGAAACAUAGAGGUACAGUGUCGACAUUCACUCUGUAAAAAUCAGCUAAAUUAAGAGGAGACCAGGGAGACAGAAGUUAUGUAAAGAUUUACAUAGCACAAAAUCAUGUCGAGAGCUGCCUCAGGAUACUUUACAGGAUGUAACAUGUAGACUAAACUAACACACAUAUAGAGAAUAGUACUGAGAGAAACUGUGCAUGAACUCUUCCCACCACUCUGAGAGUUUUAGCUCAAUUUUCAUGUCCAUACUCUCUAGAUGAAAUGCAAGAUGUCACCUGUAACACAGUAUUUCAGCUACAUUUUGUCACAGGCGACAGAUCCAACGAAUCGGUGAGCUUUUCCAAGCCUUUUCUUUUAUACGAUGAAAACUGAGGUCUAUGUUUUACUAUGAUACUGACCGCCGUCUUUCAUCAUUUAGCCUAGCUGUUGUUAGCUUGCUGACACCUGCGCACACUUGUGAUCUCUGUUUAUCACAGACACACACUCCUGCCUCCUCCUGCUCCUCUCCUUGCUCUGCUUUCUCUGCAAUUCAGUUUUGAUGAUCAUAUUUUCAUUGUGAAAUAGAAACCUGAUUCAGCUGGAGGUCUUUGCCCUACUUUUAUUUAUUGAUUUUGCGUCAUCACCACAAAGCAUUUCUAUGACAGGGCGUUGUUGCGAUUGAAUCAACAUCUGGUUAAACUGGGUGUAAGAUACUGUUUACUAGCUUGGCUUUAAUAAGUCUGCAACCUGUGUCUCUAACACGAGAAUCACUCUAUACACCGUCACCUUUAAUAUCCUCUUCUCCUGAUCCCGGGCAGAGAUGGUAACCUUUGAACUUCAGAAGUAUCAAGUCUUUCACUCUUGAUUUUUAAGUGCAUCAUCCUGUUUUUCCUUUUUUAGGGCACCACAGUCAGUUUUAACAUACUUGAACUCUGAAAACUGGAAUUUAAAGUAAUAACAAAGGGAAACAGUGAUAGUGUUGAUGUUAAGCUGUAUUUAUACGUGUCAGAUGAACAGUUACAUAAGUUCAAACUGAAAAUGUGUGAGGCGUAAGAAGGUAUUUUGCGGCCUCAGCAGUCCACACUCAGCUCCUAGAAGUCACAGCACAGUGUAAGAGAGGAGGAAUCUGGAGGUUGUAGCUCUGGUGUGUGUUCAAGUCUGUUAGUGUAGGGUCCUUUUGUUUGAUUGCUUCAGUAUUGACUUCAAUUUUAUUUCAGUCUUUGGUAUUUUCUUCAAACGCCUAUAAAAGAGAGCAAAUCCGAUGGCGUCUUGCUGUGUUACAGUCUAAAAAUAAAACCAUAAUUGCUUGUAAUGAAAAAAAUCUGUCAAUGAAUUAAAAUAAAACUGUGCUUUUCAAGUUUCUGGAAAUAAGAGAAUGUCUUUUUCCAAUAACUAUUUUCUUCUACUACCACUGGAAGUUCUGGCAGGUCUUAUUUUUGGUGAAACACUUUUUUUAACCAGAGACAUGACAAAGCACCUGCCAAAAUUUCAGUUUUUGCAGCAGAAGCAACAUGACAACUGCCCACUGAGCAUUUUUUGGUCUAAAAGAGGUUUAAUAGAAUGUCUGAAUGUAGUCUAAACGACUGGUCUAAAAUCAGGCUACCACAGGUCUGAAAAUGAAAGUUUAGACUAGCCAGCUAACAGAGAUCUAACUGUAUAUUGCUCAACGGCUAUCAUAAUUAUUUUGGUUUAGUACAUGAAGAUCAGUUAUGCAACUCACAGUUGCUUUUUGAAAUAAAUACUUAUCAAAUAAUGGGUUAAAGUACAACGUCUAAAUUCCGUCUACAGAUAUACAGAAACUAGACGGUUGAAAUCAGGUCUACAAAAUAACUAGAUGUCAAAUAGCCACCACUACCCCUUAUUUUCUUAGUUUUCAUAUGUCUUAUAAGCGCUUGACUUAAUUUAUACUGUUUCAUUUUUGAUUUUCACAAUUGUUAAAUAUAUGUCUAUAUAUGAAGAGGAUAUGGUGAGAGGAUAGAGAGUGUGUAUGAGGGCAAUGACCUGCACCAAAUACUGUCAGGACAGAGAAUCAGUUCUACGACUCUGUGUGAAGCCUCUGUGUACAAGACGCUGGCUCUAUUAACUGAGCCAGAACCAGCAGCCUAAUACUAACGUGAUUUCUUAUCUGAGUCUAAAUGUUUAUAUGUGCGUCUUCUGUGUUUGUGUGCAGAACAUGCGUAUUCGUGGUGUGUGCGGGGACACGUACUGCACCAAGAGUGGCAAGAAAUUCACCGGUCAGGUCCUGGAGAAGUUCAUGAUCAUUGACUGUGAAGAGGUCAUCGCUGGGUCGUACAGGUAAAUAACACACAAACGCAAAAAAAUGGCCAAGUUAAGUGAUGAAAAAUGUCCAAGUACAUUUAAGCUGAGAGUAUGGGUGAGACCUUUCAGAAUAAGUUCAAUUAUAGAACUGGACUCACACCACCACUUUCUUUCUGGUUCUUAAAUUGUGUAUAUUGUAUAUAGUUUUAUUUUAUUUUAUUUUAUUUUCUUCUCCCCUUUUUCCUUUUUCUAAUUUUUUUCUUAAUUAUAACAUUUAUUUAGUUUCUUAAUAUCAGGAUCUUUAUUUUUAUAACUGCAUUUUGCACUACCUUUGUUUGUGAUGCUGCUGUGGCAAAAAAAUUUUCCCCAUGGGGGAUCAAUAAAGGAAUAUUCUAUUCUAUUCUAAUUGCAUGGCAGAGUCGGACCACAUUGACUGGUUUUGAUUUUUGCUCAUUUAACCUCACUGCAAGCACAGUAAAAUUUCCCUUUUAUAUCAUUGAUGCUACCUUAAAAAAAACUUGUUUGUGGCUCAGUUGGGGGGCACAUUUUAACUCAGCAGCCUCAUUUUAAAUCACAGUAUGUGUACACCAGCCCAAAAUUCACAUCUUCAUGGUAGGAAUACACAUCUAUACUUAAAGCUCCUGUGAGGGGUUUUUAGGCGGUGACAAAACAAACUGAAUUCAAAACUGAUAUCUUUUUACGAGCUUCAAAAGCAAACUAGCCUUUGACAACCAAACUACAUUAUGUAAAAAAACAGAGUUUCUGGAGCGUGUUAUGCAUUUAUGAGCAGCUUUAUAGGAAUGGAAGUUGUGAAAUACUUCAGUACAGCACCAGCUUUUCUUACUUCAUCAGGUGAUUUGCAUUGAUUACGCAAGGAAGGAAAAGCAGGAGCUCAGAGGCUGUAAAGUUACCAGGAACCAUUCAUUUUUACAGUAUCAUUCCUGCAUCCUCGCCUGCAUGAAUGUUGGGUUAUCAAUAAACACCCAUGCUCUUAGAUUUCCUACUAAUUCCCUUUCAAAAAUUCCCACUAAUUUCCUUAAACCAACAAGUUAGUUUAUUGGAGAACAAAUAGAGGUGGGUGAAGUAUGAAGGGCUUGCUCUUUGUCUUUUAGCAGCUUUUACCAUAUGCAGCCAUCACCAGAUAUAUUCACAUUAGAAGUGAGCUGGAAAAGGGUGGAGUGUGAAUGAUCGGCAUAUUUCAUAAGUUGAGUUUGAUAUCAGCAGUCUGAGGCUAUCAGGUUUUCCUUUGUGACCACCUGCUGUGAUGUAAAGUUAUUUCCUCUCCUGUUGGAGCUGGUUGGUGAUUGACUGACGCCUUCACGAAGGCGACUUCUUGGCCCACACAGGCAACAGGUGGUGACACAGCAGUAAGCCUUGUUUGCUGCACGUUCUUUGAAGCCACUAUGGUGCGUCUCGGGGGUAUAAGCCAUGGUGCUUUGCCAGAGAGAUGGAAGCUGUGCAGGACAACAGGCUGCAGUGACGAAUAUUGUGUUUUUUUCUGCUUGUUCAACGAGCACAAAGUCAGGAAAUAUCUGCAAACUUCUCAAAGAGGCUGCAGCACUUUUAUGUAUGAAGAAAAUGGACUUCACCUCGUUCACACUGAGUCAAGACAUUUUUUCCUCUGUGGGUGUGGAGGAGCUUUGCCAACGUUUAGACAAUGAAGCUUUGCAUUUAAGACUUCAAUCUGGUGUUGCAGUUUGGACAUGUCGGGUUUUAAAGAUACACGCACAAACCUUUCAGGGAAAGUCUGCUGUUUGGUUGCAUGCUGGGUAAUGUAGGACCCAGUGUUUUUGUACUUUGACUUGGAAUACAAAGAUUUUAGGAAUUUAGACUCAUAAUAAUUGGGCCUCUGCUACACCUGUUUUGACCAAUAUACUGUCUUUGAAUAUGUCUUACAACUUAACGAAAGUCAGACAAGAAAAAGGCAAAUCAAAGAAAUAAAAGAGGUUUUCACUUUCUUAAACCCCUCACAUAUUGGAGACUUGAAGCUUUUAUAUGACGAUGUGUGGGUAGAUUCUUUCUGUACAAGAGACAUUCAGGCUCCUGAAGUACACACACACUUUGCAGCUCUCAAGCCUCAAACAUUUGACAUUUACUUUGCAUCUUUCCUGAUAAGCAGGACGUACAGGAGGAAGCCAGCUGAGCUCGGCUCAUAUUCAGUUUGCAAAUGUGUGGAUAAGCUGCAGAACAAUGCUGGCGUUGUGUAGCAGAGUGAGUGCACUACAGCUGGUGGUGAGGAGAUGUUUGUGGUAUUUGAAACUGUUUGAGAAUACCUGACUAAUACCUGUAAUUAGAGCUACACACUCGACGAGGACAAGAGACUGAUUACCCUUAUAGAGUACUGCACAGACACGUUUCGAGACACUCAUUCAAUUACAGUAGCACCCUCACCCUAUCAGCCAGCUUUUCCUCUGCGCUUAUGUUGUGUCAGUUUUCAGCUCUGAUGAAAGAAGUGUUUGAUUUUAUCAAGAUUUAAAGAAGAAGCUCUUUCAUUAAAACCUUUAAGGAAAGACCAGAAAUCAAAAAACAAACUGAGAUCAAAGAAUGUGAAACUUGUUUUAUAUGAACAAUCCUUAAAAUUUCUAGAAAGUCAGCAGGCAGCCUUCCUCAGAGAUUUAACCAAGUCGAUAACUGGGCCUCAAGGCAAAAGGUGUCUUCGUAAUACCGGAGGUGAGGGGUCUCAUGAGACAGGAUGUAAUGCAGUGUGUUCACUGUAUACAAGCUAUCCAAAAUGUCAUAACCUGAGUGUGACUCUGUAAGACAAGUUUUUUUUUUUUUUCACUUUAAUAUUAACCCAAUAUGUAUUUAAUGGAUUUAAAAUGAGGGGGGAAAUGCACUGGCGAGCAAAACAGAGUAUGAAACAGCUUCAACUCUACAGAGUGAGUCCUCUUGAUUUUACCUGCUGAGCUCUCACAUCAGCUUGACCUGACUUCUUCAAGAUUUCUUUUCUGAGCUGCAGGCGGGAAAAAUUCUGGUUGAGAUCAGUGUGAAAAGUUUGUGUGACCAACCUAAAAUUUGGGGGUAGAUUUUUAGGAGUUCGGUGCAAAUAUAACAAAAAAAGACAAAAAUCAGGGUAAAUCAUGUUAAAAUAGUUGGUAAACAAAUGGUUUCAGGGAUUUGUCAUUGUUGUGUGAAUUUGUUUGUGAUUCAAAGAAUCUGUAUCUUUUUUGAAACCAAAGUUUUUUGAGUAAAUUUUUCGAUUAAUCUGUUCUGAUUGUUUAUUUGAUAACUGGAUGAAGAAAACAGUCAGAACCUGCAGAGUUUUUGCUGUAAAGAGCUGAGAGAAUGGUUUUCACAAGUUGAAGACUGAUAUGGGUUAGAAUGAUGAUAAGAGAGCUAGUUGGCUAAUGGCACAUAAAUAAUGCCAUAACAUGUGGAUAAUUCUGAUAUGCGCUAUAUGUUGAUAUAUUAAGAUCAAGAUGAAGGCUGGUCUCCAGUAUCUUCUCGUCGUUCCUCUGAUUUUCCUCCUUUUACCUGGAUCCUCUCUCCACCAGGCAGGGCCAUAAGCUCCUGACACAACAGAACUGAACAUUUGUUUGACAGAUGACAGAGAUCCUACUGAGAGGAAGUGUUGUUCAGAAAAUUAGGGAUGUACUGCAGGAGUGUGUUCGCAUGAAGCAAAACCUCCAGUGAAGACAGCAGUAUACUCUUACUUUAGAGUCUGAUGGGUUAAUCCUCAGCUGAUACUGAACUCCAUUUUGAUUUACUGUUUGCUCUUUAUUCCCACAGGGAGAGUGUGUGCUUUAUUCCUGCUGUGCGAGUGUAAGUGUGUGUGUGUGUUUGUGUGUGUGUCAGUGUGGGUGCAAUGUACCAGAGAAGCUGCCAGACAAACAGUACUGUGGGUUUCUGACAGCUGAGUGUCACAGAGAAGACGUCCUGAAGUCUCUUCUUCACUUUGUGCUGUAAUUUGAAUUCCUGUCUCAGUGAGCAGACCACAGCCUGAUGGUCUCAGAUUUUUCACAGUCUGAUCAGCCGAGUCUGGGAAAGUCUAAAAUUUCAAAUCUGUGUUACAAUUCUAUCUUUAGAAAUCUGAAGACAUAUAGGGCUGCAGUUGGGUGCCAAAUGACAACGAUGUUCUCUACAAAUUUCUGCAGGUCAGGGUUUGUAGUUUUCUGCUGUCUAUUCAUGUAUGGGUGUGUUUGUACUAGUUUUGUGAACACAUAUCGCAGGAAUGCCAAAAGUUACUGUUUUUAAAAUUGGCACAAAGGUCCCAAUCUCAGUUUGAAGUUCUGUGUUUCUAACCAACUUCAAAUAGACCUGACCGAUCAUAGUUCCCCAUCCCCAUAUAUUGUGAUUCACACCAAAACUUUUACUGUUACGUGUCUUUUAUUAACUUUUAUUUGUGUUUAAACUGGUAUGUUUACUGUUCAUAAUGUUCCUAAAACGAGAAAUACCCUAACCAGGAUUCGAACCCACGACCUUCUUGCUGUGAGGCGACAGUGCUAACCACUACACCACUGUACCACCUACCUGCGCCACUCUGCCGCCCAUUGGUUAUCUUUCAGCAUUGAAAAUUCCAACAACACCCUUAUUUUUGUGUGUUCUGGAUCACAGUAUCCAGAAUUUUGGCGGCGGUAAUGAAAUGCCGCUGACUGGUCACUCUGAAAGAAGUAAAAUCACUGAUUACUCAGUCCUUGAUCCACUUCUGAGGAUUACUGCAGUCCUCUGUGUGGCCCAUGAAUCUACUGUGAUACUUCAGGAAAUGGUCCACUCACAUACAGCAGACCCAUCCUGGGGUUAAGUCUUACAUUUCAUGCAAAGUUGACAGAGUUCAAGUUUAAACUACAAACAAAGCAGCUGAAAAUUCCGCUCUCAUUGAGGGAGUUUUUCAGUCCAUCAGGUGGCUAUGAUUUUAUUAGUUCCCUUGUGAUUCCUGGCUUUAGUCUCGAACAGUUAAAGAACGGGGGUCUCUUUACCAUCACAGCAACAACUCUCAAUGCUCGAGUCCGAGGCCUUUUUUCUCUUCUGUCUUUUUUCUAACUGACUUUAAUUCUCCUAGAUUGCUUUGUAUGUGUUGCAGAGUUACGUUGUUUUGAAGUAAGAGGAGUCAAGUCAAGUCAAGUUUUAUUUGUAUCUCACAUAGCACAAAUUUGCCUGGAGGGCCUGUACGGUCUGCACAGUACACAGCAUCCUCUCUCCUCAGACGCUCGCUCCCCCAACACGGUCAUAUUAGCGAACUUCAGGAGGAGCAAACAACCGACAGAAAAAAAAAGUGAGAAAAUAGAACAACAUCGUUAAAUCAAAGGCGUGUCCCAAACUGCACAUCUUAAUUCUCCGGUCCAUCGGCGUGACACUUGUCUUUGUCUCACUCCUUCCCUUCUCGGUUCUUGUUACAUAACUCUCCUUAUCACCCGUGAGUUUCAGAUUUGAGCCGACAGUUGCAGUGGAGUGUCUUUAACUACAGGCUCAGUGUGGUUUCAGGUGAGUGUGUAGGGUGAGGUGUGCACUGCCGGCUGAGGAAUGAAGGGCGAGGUCCGGAGAGAUGCCAGUUUCCUCUGACAAAUAUCCCAUUGUUUCAUCAGCUCAGCACACCUCUACCUCCCUCCUACGCUAUCUGCAAAUAAACAUCUUACAUAUGCAAUCAAAAAAAACUGCUUUACACAUUAAUGCCUUUUACUUACAAGAAAAAAGAGGGUUUACAUUCAAGAGACAAACAGUAAUUCACACUGAUUUGCUGAUUUUGCAGUUAAACUUCUUAAUUUGGUAUCAAAAAUCAUCAUCUGGUCACUUUUUUGGCAUUUUACAUCAUCACAAAACAUACUUAACCUAUUUUUAGUUCAACACGUAGUUUUUUUUUGCAUGAUGAAUCUCUUUGCAGUAAUGGUCGUGCGCGUCCUCAAAAAAGUGACACUAUGCGGUUGCAAGAUGAGGCAUGCACAUAAAGGGGAGGACAGGUGUGGAGCAGGUGCAACAUGUUUGUUAAUUUCCAGUCACCUGCAGAGUGAUUAACCUGAUUGUGUGAAGCUGUUGCUACAUUUUCAGUUGAGUUUGGUUUUUAUCCGUCCUAAUGUGCGAUAUCCUCACCGCACCACCCGAUCAGUUUUUACCCACGCCUGACCUAGUGGUAAUGAGCUGAGCUGGAGCAAACCACGACCUGCUGAAGUGGAGGUGGACAUACUUUACUUAGUGGAUCAAUUUGUGUCUUUUGCUCAUAGACUUGGGGUUCACACAUUCAGAAAAGCAAGCCCAAGUAAGCAACAUCUAGUUAAAAACAAGUCCAAAGAAAAGAACUCACGAGUUCUGCAGGCGACUUCUGAGAGAUACAAGUUUAAAGUCUUCUAUAAUAAGCGGACUUGGCAACUCUAAGGCGUCUACAAAUAUUUUACCAUUGUUUAAACUUGUCUCUGUUCAUGAAUGCAGAUCUAGGAUGUUUGCACGUGCGUCCAAACGGAAAUGAAAAAACGGCUAGGUUUUCAAAAUAAAAGCGACACACUUUUAUAGCGUGUUGAUGAGUUGAUUGAGGGACCUCACGAAGGGCCAGGCAGGGACAUCCAAAGGCCCGGAUGUGGCCCCUGGCCCGGGUCAGCUUUGACUGUGGUGGACAGGGCUGCUUCUACCCUGGGAACACAGCUUAUUGUUUAAUUAGAUAAAAUACAGGUGCACUUAACAGUCUGCAUUAAAGUUUUACUCUAUGAAGUGUUUAUUAAAAGCCUUUGUGUUAACAGUAAAAUGAAUUAAUUCAAACCAAAGAGAAAAGGUGCAGAGCCAAGAGACUAAGAAAAAAGACAGCUAGGCCUCUGCAGAGCGCCAAUAACCCAGACAGUUGGACGCAUCAGAGCUGUGAGAUUUGGAGCUUAAAUGAAGAGUCUGCAUGUGCAAAACAACUGCUACAAGAGCGAAAGUGUAUUCACAUGAAAAAUAGUUAACCAAAGGUCAAAGUUAAACAGAAGCUGGGUGUUAAAACUCACCCACUUUCCCAAUAAAAGUCUUUUUUUGUUGUUGUUGUUUAUCACAGAUUUUUAUAAAGUAAUUAUAUAUCUUAAUGUCUAAUUGGUAUACGCUGUCAUUUGUUUUAGUCACUGAUCAACAAUCUACAACUUUGUUCACUAGAUGAGUUCCCUUCAGCCUGUCUUCAGGUAUGAGGCACAUUUCUUUUUAAUGACCUCUGUGGUGAAAUUUCUUUUGAUUCUGUGAUCAGGUUUCAGACAGUUUAUUGGUAAAGUCAGACGUCAUUUCUGAGAUAAAGUUUAAUAAGCUGGCUUGUAAUAUGAAGAUGAAAUUGAGCAUUGAAAAGUUCACCUCAUUGCCUUCUCGUUGUCAUCAGGACAAAAACAAACAGUGAUUUAUGGUUCCUGCCGAGAAGGCGUGCUCUGAUCAGGUCCUCCUCAGGGCAGACCGGGGAUUUCACUGGAGCUGAAAUGUGUCAAACAUAUCUGAGCUCUGAGUGAUUUAUAAUCCAGUAAAGCUGUCCAGCAGGUUCCUCUUAGUUUUACUUGGAUGCCGUGAAACAUGCUCGCUGUUUUAGCUCGCCACUCAGCACGCCUUAAAUGGCUUCACAUGAUUAAACUUCAGCUCACUCUUAAUGACCUCAUUGGUUAUGGUGUUAUCAUCCCUGCAGAGCUAUUAACAGAGGAUUUUAAAAACAUGCAGGGUGAAAGUCAUGUUCUUUAUACUGUUGUGCAAAAUGAUAGCAGGUGAUUAAACUGAACACCUGCUGAGCGGAGACUCUUUUUUACGACAUGCUGGUGCAGAUGCUGCAAACUGACUUCAGACUAAGAUUAACUAUUGUCUCUUUUCAGUUCUACAUCUCAGACUUGAAAUCUCACCAUUGGCUAUCUUUACUGUGAUCCUUCUCUCAAACGAGAAUUUUAUUCUUAAAUAUAUGCCUGCUAUUGCUUCUUCUACUAAAGGGAUAGUCCUGAUUUUUUAAAGUAAAGAGAACUGGAGCAGUGUACAGACCUGGAUGGCUGGUCUGGGUGCUGCUGACUGAGGUGGUCUUUACAUGAGUACGAAUUUGUAAGACACCGGUAAAAUAAACUAUCGAUCUGGUGAUAUUGACACACAGAGACGCGUAUUUGUCCAUGACAUCUUUUUUGAAAACGGGUCUGCAGGUGGAUAUCUGGGUAAUCGUCUUCAUGCCAUAGUUGGUACCAAUAGAUAACUCCGGAAAAGACGGUGACCUCACAGCACCCCCAACCCACAUUGUCACACACACAGCAACAACAACAAUGGCAGUAGCUGGGGUGAUUUUGUUCUUGUUCCAGCAACUACGAAUAUUGCUACGACUUUUAUACCAACAUUUAGAACAGCAACAACACCAGCUACGGCAACAAAGUGCUCAUGCAGAGAUGCAGCAUGUUACCCGUGCACAACUUGUUGUCGUGGAAUCCACCUCGGAGCAGAACCAGACGGGCAACCCGAACCCGAUUUCAUGUGGAUUUUGCGUUGUCAUGUAAAUGCACUUAGCCUAUGUACAAUAACAAUGUGUAAACAGCGACACAUGUUUUGGUGCGGAAGCCAAGACAAGACAAGACUGAGCCACGGUUGAGCAUAUUGCAAAAACAAAUGAGCCCUGUGACGGCAAAAUGAAGGGCUGAAAAAAUUAAAGUGCUCAAUCUGACAAUGUUUGGGUUGGAGUUUUUCAAUAAUUGUCCAGAGUACAUGGUUAAGUUGAUCCCAUCUGCAGCAGGUGAUCCCCCAGCUUCCAUCUCCUGUUUUUCAUCAACCAUUCAUUUCAUUCGACCAGACCAGGACCCCCUGAUGGGCGAUUUUAACAAAUCCCCAUCUCUAAAUUAGUUUCCAACAAGUCUUCUUUCCUCAUGUCUCCAUGCUGUGCAAAAUACUUAUAAGCUUAAUCUUUCCAUACAAACUCAUAGACAUAUACUGAAGUCCAGGCUUCCAUCCCCACUGUUAUCAUAUCUUCAUGAGAGAUAUGGAGGAUAAAACCUUUUCCACACUCAGACCCUCCUUCAUUAGUUACAGUCUGUGGGCUUUAUGAGGGCAUGGUGCUGAAUUCAUUUCCCAGAAUGGCAUUAACUUGAGUGAUAUGACGUGGCUCUUGCGCACCCUUCUGAUUAAGCCGCCUAUCAAUAACCUGUAUUAACCCAAACUGUACGAUAGAGUUUAUCACCAAACCCUCCUCCCACCGUGUCCUCAGAGCAACCACGAAGGCGUAAUUUUAUCCUGAGCGUUCGUACUCUUGCCGUCUGCUGCUGGCUGAUAAUCUGAUGACUCAUCGCAGUGAUUCAUUUUUGUAUUAAAGGAUAAUCUGCUGUUUAUCAGCUGGAGGUGGAAAGAGAUCAUUCACACGCACACGUACUGUCCUGUUGUGUGUUUCAUAAUUUCAUACACACCUCUCCUGAUAGGAAGAGCGAGAAGAUCUGACAGAUGUGACCACCUGCACACUUUGAAGACGCUGCUUCACACACGGUACAGAUUAUUUCUACUACAGAGAGUUGAAGAGAUGCGCAGGAGGGUCACAUCCUGUUUGUGAUGAACAUUUUAACAACUUAAAAAACUUAAUAACAUAAUGAUCGGAGUAGUUUUCGUUGUUGAAGCACAGUGCUAGAACAAUGACUUUGCAUUAUUCCUGUUUGUGUACUGACUGUCAUUGUUGGUGUUAUAAUAAGAUGUGCUUCAUUAAAUCACCCAUCAUAAUUCCCCUUAGAGAAUCAAACGAGAAGUUCAGUGCUCGAUGAUGCAUGUGAAAAAAAAGUCAAUCAGUGGUUACUCACUCAUAGACUGAUCACACGGCAGUAUUUAUCCUAUUAAUAAUGAUAAUAAUAAUGCAUUUUAUUUAUGAUGCACUUUAUAUUUAAACAACUCUGAAAGUGCCACAGACAGGGUAUAAAGACAGAACAUUAUAAAAGCAUGUAAAAAAAAAGGAGACUAUAAGAGCAACAGCUCCUGGAGCUAAGAAGAAACAACCAAGAUUAUCCCUGACAUGUCAAUCUAUUAAAAUCUCCAUGGGGGGCAAAGCUUUCAGUCGCUCUGCCCCCCGACUCUGGAACCCUUUACCAUCACACAUCCGCAACAUAGACUCCCUCCCCCUCUUCAAGUCCAAACUCAAGACACACCUGUUUAAACUGGCCUAUCCAUCCCACCACCCCUAACUCACUUUUUAAUUUUUAAUUUUAAUUGAUAUUAUUUAUUUCUUUAUUUAUUCCUUUGCUGUUGUUUAUGCUGCUUUGUUGAUUUUAACUGUUUUGAUGAUUGAUGACUUUAAUUGUUAAUAGUGUUUUAUUAUUGUUUUUUAUGUUCUGUAAAGUGUCCUCGAGUGACGUGAAAGGCGCUUCAAAUAAAAUGUAUUAUUAUUAUUAUUAUUAUUAUUAUUAUUAAGAAGUCCCUGUUGUACAGAAACACCGCUUGCAAAUCUGCACAAGCAAGUCAAGGGGAAACUUAUUCCUAUUAACAUCUCCUUGAAGUUCCUGCAAAAAUCCUUACCUUGGCAAUAUUUUGGUCUGUAAUCUACAGACCAAGAGGACUGCAUUCAAACCCUUGAACUUCUGCCUUGGAUUUCACUGUGUGCUCGCCGGGCUAACAGGCUGCUUUCUCUCUUUCCUUUGAAGAAGUUGUUGAUUUGAUUGUGCAGUGAUCACAAAAAGGAGUAAAAAGCCUCCUCAACAGUUUUUUCUCCAUCUUGGUUAUUUUUAUGUUAUUUGUGGAGAAUCUGGUUAGUGUUAUUCUUCUAAAAUAUGGUUGACCUGUAUAUACAUUCAGAUUAUACUGAUCAGUUGGGAUUAAACACAGUCAGAGUCAUCACCUUUCAGGCAUUAAGCUGCACGUAGAGGACGACGCCCCUGCCACUGUAGAUUAUCCCUGACAUGUCAAACUAAGGUGAUUUUUUUUUCAUACUAAUUGAGAUGAAGUUGUGCUGAAUUCUUUAGAUGGCUGAAGGAAAACGUUGACUUUUUUUCAACAGGAGGAAGCAGGACUUCUUCGCCAAGCUUUAGUAGAGAUGUCACAGUAUGGUGUUUAUGACUGAGCCUCAAAAUAAGAUGUAAAUUUGCGCUAAACUGAACCAAAACGAAGGAUUUGUACUCUCGGUUCUUCCUGCUGCUGACUGAUAAUCUGAUGAGUCACUGCAAGGAUGUGUCUUCUGAGGCUGAUCUGCAGUUUCUCAGCUGUAGGUGGAGGGAGAUCAUUUUCACAAAUACAGAGAAUAGACUCUGAGUCUAUGUGACAUUUGGUGUUACAUAACUUUACUACAUAUUCCUCUGAUGAGCUGAGUGUGGAGUUUUAUACAUUUGUGCAGUUUUACACACCGAAACAUAAACAGGAACAAAAUGUAAAAAUGUGCAUCCUGUUUCAUAUUCAGUGUUCCUGCUUAACACGUGCAUGGAGGCGGUGUGAGAAUUUAACAACAUAAUAACAAUAAGAUUAGCUUCCAUCCUUAAUGAGCAUGGUUUGGUCUUUUAUAAUGAUCAUGAUUAUGCUGUUUCUGGUUUUAUUUUAGCUCCCGAUUGUUUUUAUUCUUAUGUUUUAUUCAGUGCAUUUAUACCUUUUUUAAAUGAGGGUUUUAUUUAAAUUUUAGCGUCUCCUUGGUUGAACUGAUUUGUAUAUUAUAUGUUAAUUUGACUUAAAUUGAGUCAUAAUUGCUGUUAAUUGUAUUACAAUGAUAUUCAACACUUUUGCUAUUUUAUUUCACUCUAAAUAACCACAGUGAAAACUUUAGAUUUGGUGCGUAAAUGAGUUUAUUUCUCAAACGAAAAUAGAAAUCUUUGACCAAUCCCAACAGAAGUGUCGCAGUUUAACAGUGAAACAGCCUGAAUUUAUGGCCUUUUAAGAGAGUUGAGUAAGAAUAAACAACCUAAAGCAGAAAUACUUUUCGGACAGAUUGUUAUUCUAAGUUUCGGUGGAUGUUUUGAAAGCUGCUGUGAGCAACUUCUGUUUGUGUUGAUUCUGGCGCCCCCUCUGGUCAAAGUGAUACCUCUUACUUCCUUGCUGUCCUUGUCAAAAGAAGUGUUUCCUGAUGAAAAUGCUCCUCCUGUUUUCUUUUAGCACUCAAAAGCAUCACUCUCUGUGAAUAUCUGCAGCAGAAACAGUCUAAAAGGCUUUUUCUUCUGCCAAUUGUCUGGUUUGACACCAACCCCCUCAUCGUGGUUACAGGCAUAAAAAUCACAAAAUACAAGCCGUCAAUCCUGACGUACAUGGUCUUGUUUGCUUUUUAGGUCACAGUGAAGCAUCUCUGUUCAAAUCAGUCUUUCAUGAGCAGCUAAAAACUCCCCAUGGGUGCUUUAAAUAAUACUCUUGACACAUUCAAAUAAAAAUUUAAUUUAAGAAGCAAAUCUUUUUUCCGUCUUUGCUAUGCUUUAAAAAAUAAGAGCAUGACUGUGCACACAUGUAAUCACACUGAAUACACAGGCGUCCUGUUCGUGGGUGUCACAUGACACAAACAGCACCAUCUUUAAGACUGACCUAAAACCAGACGUCUAUAAUCAACAUGCCUCCUGUCUGCUGUAAGCUGUUAAUACAGUCAUGCAAAACAGACCACCUCCGAUACUUAUAUGUGAAUUCCUUAUGAUUGUGAUUCACUUGGAGGUAAAUAAAGAUCUGAACCUGUUAUUUAUAUCAAUAGCGAUGCCUUUCAGUCUGCAGAGAGAGGGUUAGUUGUGUCUAACUCGAGGUUCUUUCGAGAUGAAAUGCUCCUAAAGAUGCCGACAACAGCAACAAAUAUAUUUAAAUACAUUUCUUUUAUUCAACAAUGAAGAAGCUCACUGAGCGUCACGGUCUAAAUCAGUCUGUCUCCGCUGUCCUCCCGGCUGCUCGGUACAAGCAGAUCUCUCAGGUUGUUCAGGUGACUCACUGGAUCCUCACUCCUCUUCCCCUUCUGUCUCCUCUCUAGUUUCACCUGGCUGUCGGCUCAGGUGCACAGCAACAUGGUGAUGCAUUUCUCCGGUCGCAUCGCUGACAGCUUCGACCGGGAGUUUCGCUGCCUGUAUGCCGACUCACAGAUCAUUGACUGCUUCUUCAACGCAGAGGAGGAGGGGAUGCCUUACUACCCAUCAUAUCAGGCUCUGAUGCCCUCCAGCAUGGGCAUGGGGCUGGGUCCCAUCAUGGGUCUGGAUUUACUGCCAGACAGGUAUGAUAUGAAAAAGAUGAUGUCAGUCUAAGACAUAACACUUGUUUAUAACUUUGUAGACUAACACCCUGAUAAGAAGCCCAUCAGUUUUAGUUCAUAUGAAUUAAUUCUUUUUUUUUUACUAAAACUCUAAAUUCAGAAUUUGAUCAGUUUUGCCGACAUAAAUUAUCAGGCUCACACUUUCUCUUCCCCACCCCUUCCUCCAGGCAGAGGGACAGGGGAUGCUCUGAAAACUCCAGCAGCCAAUCAAGUAACAGCGUGUCGAGUGUAAAAGUUGCACCCGGGAUGUCAUCAAACCCAGUUUACAAGGUGACUCAGAGUCAUGACAAGAAGGAGCUCAACAACAACCCCCACCUCAGCCCUGAGAGGAGAGGAGGGAGCGGAGAACGAGGAGGACAGACCCCCACGCCAGGGUCACGAGUCUCUGCCAACGGAGUAUCCAAUCACAGCUCGGCGAUUGACAGGCCACCGCCCCCCUACGGUCAUCAAAUGGGCAUCGAAAGGAACAAAUCCGGCUCUGCAGAUGCCCUGCGCUCCAAUAUCGGAGGAACCUCCUCCAAGUUUCAGGCGUUGGGCUUGUACGAUCACAAACCGAGCAUGUUCCACAAUCCUGGGUUUGUCCCUGGGGCCCCCAACUCAAACCUGAAUCCCAAGCCUCAAAUACCCACCCCCGCCAACGACAAACUCAACCCCAAACAGAGGACUCCUUCAAACCAGUUCCUCAACAAACUCUCAGACUUCUUCCUGCCCCCUUCCAACAAGGACUCCUACAACUUCCGGAGGUCACCAUCCCCUCAUGGGACCUCCCCCUGGGGUGGGCCUGAUCUCUCUCAAACUGAGCCAGAGAGCCAGCAGAGCCCCCCACCCCCGCCCUCACCGAUCACAUUAAUGAACCGGCAGGACCAGAAGCGGAUGACACUGGGACACAGCAAGCUGGACCUCGUGAACCAGUACAACAAGAAAAACAAGCAGGUGUACAGCCGCUUUGAGCUCAAGACCUCCAACUGAGCCGAGACCCGCCUCCUUUUGGUUGUCUUUUGCAUUAUACGAGUCGAUGACAAGUCUCCGUGGACUGUGAUAAAGAGGUCAGUCCUUUGUCUUCCUCCUGGAGGAAAUCAGGUGAUCACGGCCAUGUUGGCUCAGAGGCUCCUCUGGCAGAGUUCUCCUCUGUUAUCACUCAAACCUGCUUCAUCGUGUGAGAAGGGUUUACAAAUACAGGAGGGUUGUGACUUUUUGUAAGGUUUAAGUUUAUAGAAAGAAAAAUGACCUUUCCAAAUAUACUGUAAGUGAUAUUUAAGAAUCACAAAUCUUUAAUGUUUUUGAAUGAUCCAACAAAAUCAUGUGGUUUAAGCUCCAGUUCUUUCUCAGAGGUAGACUAUGCACAUUGUCUGAUCAAUAGCUGUGUGUUUGGUAGUCGGUGGAUUUUUUUUCCAUUAUGAUUUAGUGGAUUUUUAACUAUCAAACCACAGAGAAUAUAAAACCUGGACAUUAUCUCAGAAAUGUCACCCACUGGGUUUUGAAGAGUCAAAAGUUGUUAGUCGCUGUAUUGCACAUGCUGACUUCAACUAACAUCUGGCUCAUCUACAAAGAAAGGUACAGCAUUGCUUCAGAGGUGAAACCAGGUGGUGGAAAAAUCUAUUUAGCUAUCCUGAUAUUCUUAACCCUGAUUAAGAUAAGAGAAAUAAUAAAAUGUUCCUUUAUUAGUCUCAGAGGGGGAAAUUCCAAAUCACAGCAGCAUAUAAAUACAUAAAGAGAAAUUUAAGGAUGAAGAAAGUUAGGGUUAAAAAAGAUAUAUAUACUGAUUGGCUAUAUAGAUUGAUUGGCUACUCGCUUAACCAAAGGUGAAGCUUGUACUGAAAUAAUAAGUGUCUUUCAUGUAAAAAUCUCAUCCUGCAGAGUGUUGGCAGUAAAAUAUCUCAAUAAUUUGGGAGAUCUUAAUUGUAAAUAGUAAAAACGGGGCUUUUUCUUCUGCUGCUCAGCUGACGCCGAUCCUCUUGCAAUGAUUUGAAGCAGGAAAAACGACCGAAAUAGUCUUGUUUGCUUUUGGAGAUCAUGAAAAGGCAUCAAAAUAAAUUCAAUCUAAUUUAUAAACAUGAAAAAAAAGAUAAAAAUUCCCAUCGGAGCUUAAAGCAAAGUUUUGUGUUGGAGUUUGCUGUGUUUCAAACUCUCAAUUUUGGGUGAAAGUUUGUUAUUUCCCUGUUGAUGUAAGUCAGUUAUGUAUUACGGUUAUAAGUCUCACAGAAAAAUCCAUUUUUACUGACUCUCACUGAAAACCAUAAGAGAAUAUGGUAGCCGGCAGUUUUAUACAGCAGUAACUUAGGGGACAUAAGCCUUUUCAGCACUGAUGCCAACGUGACGCCUGUUGUUUUAACAGACUGAUAAAUCAGUCUAUCUGAAGUUCACAUCAUUUAAUAAAACCGAUGGCCAGAAUAGCUGAAAGUAGAUGUGUUCAAUCUGCAAAGCUAAAUAUAAACAAAGGCAGGCCUGCUCUGCCUUAGCAUGGAGAAAAAUUAUGGAAAAACUGAACACAGGUGGUGCCGAUACUGCUUUCUCUCCACCACUUGUUAAUCGCCUAAACUGGCUCAAGAAAUGACCAUAUGACCAUUCAUCAGGCCAAUGAGAUGUAACAGUGUCUGCCAUAUAUCUCACAAAUUCAAGUAUUGCAUACAGACCAGCCAAGUACACACAGUUGUGUACACAAAGGCUAUAAAAAGCAGGAUGAUGUCUGGCCUUACUCUUCAUACAACAAGGACGGAUAGGUUGUAAAAAUAUUCCCUUGAACUGUUUUGAGGAACAAAGAAAAUAUUUGGUGAGAUCCAGAUCUAUUGUUUGUUCAAGGCUGUAAACCUGUUAAACACCAGUGUGCUGUCCACUGCCUUUGGAGACAGCCUCUAGUGGACAGUGGGAGAACUGCAUUUAAGGACUGGCUUCAGGUUCAAACACCAGAGCUUUCAGCUUGUGUUAAAUAUAUAAUUGCAGUUUUAAGUCAAAGUUCAGGACACUGAUGAAGUCUCAUAUACUGAGGGAUACAGAGUGAUAUAUCAAGGCUUGGUAGUUGCUUUAUGGGACCUUAUUUGGCAAUAGUGUAUCAAGAAGUCCCACACUCCAGUUUCAAAGGUUCGUGUGUGCAUAAUGGCAGUGAUACGCACUGAUAUAACACCAAUUACAUCACCAUGAGCAUUGUUAUCAGGGUGCAAAGGUCGUGCAUAAUGUAGUCAACCUUGAUCACAAGAGAAGUAAUAUAAAGCUCUUCAACAAUAAUGCUUUUCUGGUCAUUGGAACGACAAGUGACUAGAAAACUCCAAAUGAACGUUUGAGUGUGCACUAAUCUAUCAAAAUGAAUGAGUGAAUUCUUUGUUUCAGUGAGACUUCAGAUCAGAUCAGCUUUCAUUUUUCAGAUUUUUACUUUCUAAAGUGUUCAAUAAUUGUCAAACAUGUGAAGACAGGGAUUCACUCCGUGGAUUAAACCAUCCUUGUAACACUCCUGUAUCAUAGUGUACAUAACACGUGCCUUGAUCAUCCUGCCUUAAAGUUUACAUUCCUAUGUUAAACAAGUAACAUCUCAUCAGGUUAGUGCUAUUUAAGGUACAUGAAUGCCUAUCUGAAACCUGCUGUGACUACAGGGAACAAAGCUCAUUUUGAACAACAGCAGAAAUUAUGUCCAUGAUGCUGUGUUUUAACACUUUCCUGAAAACUAGACGCAAAUAAAAACACACUCAAGGGCUUUGGGGGCACACACACUUAAAGUAAGUUCCAUUAUUGUACAUCACUUGUUCAUUAAGAUGAGUCUUUUUCCUUCCUACUCUAGAUUUUUUUACAAUAAAACAGCAUUUUCUUUGAAUAUGUACAUUUGUACAGACCACUUAACAAAUAAGAAACGGUUAAAACUGAUUGUAUUAUGUUUUCUUUGCGUUUCAUUUUGUCAUGAAUUGUGCUGGUGUACAGCAGUUUUUGAACAGCACUGCAGGGAUUUCCAAGCAAGAACGGGAAAACAAAUGUUUGCUGUAAUCACCCAAGCAAUAAGGAUGAACAUUGUGAGUAAUUAUUUUGAUAAAUGUGUUUAUCUGUGUUUUAUUGACUGUACAUUCCCUUUUGUUUUUUUUUUUUGCUAACUACAGUCAGCUGGACAAAGUGCAGGUAAUGACUAAUCCAUGCCUCAUGUUUGUCUGAGUGUACAUGAUGCACAUUAUUAUGUAAAUAACACAUGAACAGACUGUCAGGAAUUCGGGGUCUUCAUCAAAGAAUUGUUUUUGAUUUGUUAUUUUUAUGAUGUUUUACUGGACAAUGUGAACUUUCUGUUGAAGUCCUAAUUUGUAAGAAAAAAACAUUUAAUAAAAAAAGUAAAAGUUAAAAACAAUAAAAAGUGUUGAUGUCGUUCAUUAUGGAUCAGAGGAUAAAAUAGAUGAAAUAGUGUUUUGAAUAGGUGACAAGUCAGUGUUUUGCAGUAUUAUGCACGGACAAUGUCAAUGAGGGGUGCUUUAUUGCUCAGAAGAGGUUCAAAUCAACACAAUCAUGAGAACUUCUUAAGCUAUCACUGAGUUUUAAGAUGCUUAAAGGACUUCAUUUAGCAUGUAGCUGCUGUGCCCAAAUAAAGUGCUGUGAUGCUCAUUAGCCUGCUCUGCACUCUUCUCUAUUGAAUCAUUUAUUUGGCUCUUCUUUCUUUGUCUCAGGGCAUGUUUUGUAGAGAUAAGUUAUUUAUAAAUGAAGUUUUGAAUUUUCCUAAUGACUGAAAAUAUCAGAAAUAUAAAAUUGGAAUAUAAAUCACUGGUUGCUCAAAGUUGUAUAAACUAAGGACCAUCUAAAAAAUUUGUCAGAGAAAAAUGUACAAUAACUUUCUAUGACCCAAAUUUAUCAUUAAAUAAUACAAAAGAGUGACACGCCAGUGAAAUCAGGAUGUUUGCUGAAAAUGUGUAAACCUGUUUGUAAGGCACUAACCCAUCAGGGAGCCUUUCUACAGCAUGUUUUCCUGUCAGGAAGUGGAGGCCAAGGUCUGUGUUAUGGGCCAUUGCAUAGACAAUGUAACAGUUAUGAAUUCUCCAAGGACCAGCAUUCGAGCAAAAAAGUCCCCAAACUGGACAAUGAUGACACAAACAAUCAAAGCCCAUUAUUUAUGAGACCGAUCUUGAAAUAGAAAGUGUCUCUGUGCAGAAAAACAAAGAGGAAAUGGAAGAUUUUGAAGCAGCAAUCAAAUGUGUGGUUUUUGCAUUCAAUGAACCUUUUAAAUUCAAAUACAUGUAUGUAUGUAUUUAUGUAUGUAAAUGUUAUUUAAUAAGCACAAAACUUUGUAAAAGCGAGUAACUUAAAUAAUCGCACCAGUGGAGGAAACCUAAUGUAGGACCGCACAGACAGUGGGCAGUGUAGCAAGAGCAACAAUAAUGAUGACAAUAAAAUCAACUUCCUUUUUAUAGUACCUGUCAAAAUAGGGGAACAAAGUGCUUAUAACAAAUCUAAACAAAAUAUAAAAAAAUAAGAAAUGUCAGCAAUACAAUGACUAACAAUUUAAAAGUUUAGCAAAACGGUGGUGAUCUGACAAUAUAGGAGUUACAAGAAACAAACGGAUGAGGAGAUAAACAAGUUUUAAGGCAAAAAUGAGAUAUAAAGUGAAAUAAGAAGAUAAACGCCACAAAAAUCCCAGAGCCCCAUAAAAGCUUUUAAAAAAGACUAAAAAAUACCAACAGAUAAAAUAAAAUGAACAAUGUCAGAAGAAAAAAGGCAAAAUUUUAAAAAAUCUAAAUGAUCAAAAUAAAUAAAUUAGAAGAUGCUGCCUAAAUGUGCAAUAAUUGCACAAUCUGAAGUAUUAAAACACAUCUAUAAAGUGUGGGAAGCACUUAUUAUAACCCCAGCUCCCAACCUAGGACUCAACAGUUGUUGUUAGGUUUGCAUUAAUUUAUUUAUUAUGAAUCACACAUUCAUAAGGCAUUAUGCUGCUGUAAAUUGUUAUUAAUGUUUAAAUUAUGAGCAAGGAAUGUUCAAAGCAAAUUUAUUAAGUAUUAUAAGUCUUGAUAUUACAUUGUAAGUGGGGGUUUAUCUGAAGUGCAUCUAAAAUAUGUCUUUUAAAGAGAUUAAAGGGAUGAUACUGAGGUUACUGGUCUGAUUGCCUUUGGGAGGUUGUCUAGACGAUGGAUGCUCUGGCAGAAAAAACUUUGAUCCUCCGCCACAACUGAGUUCAACAUGUUUCAAAACAAGUGCUUUUCAUCAAACAUUAGCAGCGCAUUUAGAAAAGCCUCUUCCAGGACAACUUCGGUCUAAACCACCAGCUACAUGUGAGAACCUGGUUACAGGUUUGCUUGGCACGUACAGUAUUUGACAUGUGGUCCUGGUAACAGGAUGCCUUGUUAUUUUUGUUGGGCAGUCAGUUUGUUAGAUCCGUGUUGUUUACGAGGUUGAAGUUUACCAGAGUUUUUGUCUCUGCUGCAUGUGCUGCAUUCCAGCUCACUUUCAGGACGCUGUUUUGUUUGAACCUGGGUGUGACGACCGGUUGAUUUAACCUCAUGCAUACCUCUGCUUCUUUACUUUGUAAAACAGACGCCAAAGAGCCAAA
Messenger RNA from Xyrichtys novacula (pearly razorfish), 32363 nucleotides. The record is from the annotation of a GenBank genome assembly. NCBI's taxonomy places the organism in Eukaryota, Metazoa, Chordata, Actinopteri, Labriformes, Labridae.